Seriola dumerili (greater amberjack) is the source of this 2611-nucleotide messenger RNA. It is a transcript of the gene glipr2l, whose product is annotated as GLI pathogenesis related 2. Lineage: Eukaryota; Metazoa; Chordata; Actinopteri; Carangiformes; Carangidae. Gene Ontology annotation, cellular component: extracellular region. The coding region runs from base 367 to 837 and encodes 156 amino acids. The transcript has 5 exons. The record is from RefSeq and is a predicted model, not a curated record.
UAAUAGGGUGUGUGGCUACAAGACAGAUAGACACGUUAUUUAAAUGAAGUGAAACAAGGGUUCAGGAAGUUAUGUAAUGAUCACUACAUGCAGAUAAAUAGCUAAAGGGGAACUUUGCACAACUGCUCGAUCUUCAAGGUGGAAUCGAAGGAAUUGAAGGAAAGGCCCAAAAUAAAAGUGUUAGCAGCUGCUUCAGAGCAUCAGCGUUGGAUAGACAGCACUAAAAGGAGGAGAGAGAGAGAGGGAGCAAGCAACAGAGAGAGAGGCAGAGAGAAAGAGAGCAGGAACAGAAAACGAGACAGGGGAGAGGCUGAUUUCGUUCAAGCUUAUUACUGAUCUCACUGAAAGGCUUCCUGUGUCAGCACCAUGGGAAAGUCAGCCUCAAAGCAGUUUGCUGAGGAGGUUCUGCGAUGCCAUAAUGAGUACAGGAAGAAGCACCAGGCUCCUCCACUGAAGCUGAGCAGCAAGUUGAGCAGAGAGGCUGCCCGUUAUGCUGAAAGUCUGGCCAGCACAAGGAUCCUGAAACACAGUGUGGAGUCCAGUAGAGGGAGCUGUGGAGAGAACCUGGCGUGGGCGUCCUAUGACCAAUCAGGGAAGGAUGUGGCAGACCGCUGGUACGAUGAAGUGAAACAGUACAAUUUCAAUCGUCCUGGAUUCUCCUCCGGCACUGGUCAUUUCACAGCAAUGGUGUGGAAGAGCACUAAAGAGCUGGGUGUUGGUAAGGCCACUGCAUCAGACGGUUCUUCCUUCGUGGUGGCAAGAUACUACCCAGCUGGAAAUAUCACCAACCAGGGACACUUUGAAAAUAACGUUCUCCCAGCAAAAACCACGUCCUAAUGAUUUCUAGAUGCCUAAGACUUGACUCAGGCACAAAGGCAUUUAUUCCUUUUACCAAGAGGGAAGUUAUCUGUCUGCACUGCUAUGGUGAAUACUCAGGAGAGCACCACUUAUUGCCUAGUAGAGACCCAUGUUAAAGUCUUGUAUGGAUUCUAAAAGAUGAAAUGCACUUGGGCUUUAAGUCCUAUAUUUGUCAUUUGGACAUGGGUGUGUAUGAUACAGUGUUUGAAAUGAAAGAGGCACUACUGUUUGACAUGACUAACAACAUAUAUCCAGAGACUAUGUGAAGUAUAAUCCUGAUUUUCAUUUAAAUUUCCUGUGAUAGUAUUUCAUUCAUUAAUUCCAGUACUUUUAUAUUUUCACUCACUGAAAUACAUCAAAGCCUCACAUCUGUAUUUGUGUAAGAAUGGGAACUAAUUCAGUCAGGACAGGGAAUACAUAUUUACUUGUGGAGUCUUUGCUUUUAAUUUAAAGCUGAUGACUCAACAUGCUUGGUAUGUGUGUUAUUGCUACUACUUGUCAAAGCAGAACCCUGCCACCUUGUAUGUGUUUUGUACUCUAAUCAGUUUUGUACAAUAAAGCUGACAGAUUGUCAGAAAUGCAUUUGGCAUCUGUCCAUGCAUGCUAGUGUUAUCAGUGUUGCAUGACAUUAGAGAGAGAGACAGAAGAAAACGUUAAUCAUGACACAACCAUAUUUUUUUGGAAUAUGAGUCACUGUUUUCUGGAAAAAAAAAUAAUCCCCCCAUGGAAUAUGAUAAAGCGGGAACAUUUUAGACAAUUUGAGCAGUUGCAUAUGUAAACACUGAGUAAUGAGCAUUUUUUCCAUUUGGUACUAAGGGUCUGAAUAACUGUAAGACAUAAAUCUUCUACUUCUAAAAACCAAUAUAGCAGUGCAAAGUAUUUCUUUAAUAUCUGCAGACUGCCUCUGCAAAACAAUAAAACAAUUAUAUGAAAUGGUAAUCUUACAGUGCAGCCUGUUAGCAAUGUUUCUUAAGAAAAACCCAUUACCAGAAAAAGAAAUGUUAAUAUGCCUUGCCUAUAUUUCACACAGUCUACACUUAAACAGCACGCCAUGACAGGCUUCACACAUUAAAGCUCCAAUCUGUUAUCAUAUAAAUUACAAGCACGCUGUAUUUUUACAUAUAUUAAGAUAUAUAGACGAGAUAUGGAUGAAAUAUAUGCAUUUGUGUGUUUCUCAGCUCUGAAUGCUCGGAAACACGCUGCAGGCCUGUCAGCCCUUUAGCAGCAACAAAAACAAUCAUUUAGAUGUUAGUAUGAAUUGGUUUGAGAGUGAUAGCAGAUUCCAUUAUUUUGUUGGAUGUUGGCUUUGUUUUUACCUUUAAAGGGGCUAUUAUUGCCAGGAGCAGUUGGUGGUGAUUGUCGCUUUACAAGAGCUUUGGCCAUCGUUGCGUUUACAAGAGGUUAUAAUAGGCGCUCUGAGCAGUGCUACAUCUUCAGGGCAGAUUGGAGGCUACAGUGGAUAACUAUCAGAGACUGAUGCUGGUUAGCAUGCUAACUGCAGUUCUAGACAAGACAUGAUGGAGAAGACAGUUUGAUGCUGAGCUUGCAAUGUUGCUCCUACACUGGUAAGUAAACAGUUGCUAAUGCUAACGCUGGCUAUGUAGCAAUAGCAAAACUUACAAAUAGCUUAAUAGAUUUUACAUUUAGAUAAGAUGUAGUCGAUUUGUGAACAUUUACUUCUGGCUUUUGGGAACUAGCAGGCCAACAGAAUCUCUACACUGGUAACAUGUGAGGGUUAGUUGGUAGAGAGAUA